UUGCGAGUUUCGAUUCUACAGACCACAGUGAGUAAACUUCACUCUUUUCCUUAGAUCAUUGGAUAAGCAAUGGUGAGGGAGAAAAUGGGGAAGACCUUCACUGUGGCGAAAUCAAGCAUUAUCGCAAAACCAGGUGGAGAUUUUUACGAGGAUGAUCGGCACUUACUCGUGACUCACAAUCUGAAACGGCUAACAUCGUCAGCUACACAACUACGUGUCCUUGUUGCUGACUGCAUCCGACGCACAAAAGUUUCUUCCUCCAAAGAACCGAUUUUUAUCUACAUUAUGGCCUCACGUCAUCGCACCGUUUCUUCGAGACUCUUACCCGAUACAUAUCGGUUCCCCACCGAUAUAUAUAUCUGUGCUUGGGCGGAGGAAACCGAGCAAAUCCCACCUCUGCAUUCGGUAAAUCCUCCAUAGCUUCAAGCAAACCUUGCUCUAAUAGUCCUUGGCCGAUAUGGGAGGAUUUUGCUGUGCUGCAAGGAAGCCUCUUCUCGAGAGAACCUCCUAUUAUAUGCCAUCUUCAGAGGAGCAAGAGCCCCUAACUUCAAAUCACAAUGCCGCCGCAGGAUAUGUGGCUAAUUUGUACACGUCACGCCUUGACACAUUCCGCGCACCGCCCCAGCCUCUUCCGUUUGACAUGCUCUAUGGUUGUCCAAGUCCGUCACACACCACAGAUCCAAGGCGUCUUUCCAGCCUCUCGCCUAAAGAAGAAGAAGAAGUUUGUCCCACUUGUCUUGAAGAGUACGAUGAUGACAACCCAAAAAUAAAAACCCAAUGCAACCAUCAUUUCCAUCUCGCUUGCAUCCUUGAUUGGAGAAAAAGAAGCGACACCUGCCCCAUAUGCAAUCAGGAAAUGAUGUAUGAAAGUGAACCUCUGCGAUACAUAAAGGUUGAUUAGCUGGACAUUGCAGUCAUACUGUUCUAUGUAAAGGACACAUAGAUUUUUAUUCCCAGUUUUGGAUUUUUUUCUCAUGCUUUUGUAGUCAUGUUACACCUGUACAGGUCUCUUUCUUUUUUGUAAUUUCAUAUAUUAUUCUGUAAUUAUUUUAUCAGGCUGAUUAUGUUUUUUAUUCAUUAUACAAUCACAUUAGUGAUCAGUUUUGACAUGCUAGCCGUUAAAAACAAUUAUUUUUCGAACUUUGGUAAAAGAACGUCA
Messenger RNA from Cuscuta epithymum, 1159 nucleotides. NCBI's taxonomy places the organism in Eukaryota, Viridiplantae, Streptophyta, Magnoliopsida, Solanales, Convolvulaceae. The record is from the annotation of a GenBank genome assembly.